UUGACCCUCCUCACUCUUCACUGCCAUUACACAAUCUUCUCCAACACAUUCUUCCAAGAAAACACAAAAAAAUGGCAUCAUCAGAUGCUCCACCGUUCUUCAUCCUUGGCCCCCUCAUCUUCUUCCUCCUCCUCCAGUUUUCCUCCAUCGCUCUCUCCGCCUCCCUCCACCCUCCCGCCACCAUCUCGCCCACUAAAGCUCCUACUGCACCCAGCCCUUCCACUUCCCUCCACCCUCCCACCACCAUCUCUCCAACUAAAGCUCCCACUGCACCCCGCCCUUCCACCUCCCCAACCCCAGCAUCCUCCCCAACCCCAGCAAAACCCACACCUUCCACUCCAACUCCCACCUCCGCCUCUUUACUGGACCCAAAACAAGUAAGAGCCCUCCAAUCCCUCAACAUCCCAACUGGCAAAAACCCCUGUUCUCCCCUCCACAACUCCACCAUGAUUUGCGAUUCCUCCAAGCCCUUUAGGCACCUCGUUUCUCUCACCUUAGCCAAUUGCUCAGAUGAUGUUGCUCUGUCUCUUACAGCUCUGAAAACCCUCUCAACUUUAACUUCUUUUAAGUUUAUUGACUGCCCCAUUUCUCCCAUUCGCUUCCCCUCUGAGCUCACCUCAAAUCUUCACUCUUUCACAUGCAUCAAUAGCCUCAAGAAACUCACUGGAGUUUGGCUAAGUAGGUUACUAAAUGUAACUGAUUUAACUGUUUCCCAUGUGACUGUUAUUGCUAGUGGCCCUGCUAUAAUCCUUGGCAGCAUGAAAAACUUGCGUUCUGUUACAAUUUCACGCACAAAUCUCACUGGAUUUCUCCCAAAACAUUGGCAUCCGAAUCUCACGCAUUUAGAUUUGUCUGGCAAUCAGCUAAACGGGAAAAUACCCUCUUCCUUAAAUGUUAUGGAGAAUCUUUUGGUCCUGAAUUUGUCAUCCAAUUCGCUUGAUGGAGAAAUCCCUCCUGGUAUUGGGGACUUGACUUCGCUGCAGAAUCUGUCGUUGGCCUCAAAUUCACUAUCAGGGUCGAUCCCGGAUUCGAUAGCAGCAAUGCCGGACUUGGUCCAUCUUGAUCUGGGGUCUAACCAGCUAAAUGGAACAGUUCCCAAGUUCGUUUCCGACCUGAAGAAGUUGAAGUACUUGAAUCUUGAAAAUAACAGUUUUCAUGGGGUUUUGCCUUUUAAUGCUUCUUUCCUGAAGAAAUUGGAGGUUUUCAAGAUUGGUAGCAAUGAUAAUUUAUGUUAUAAUCAUUCAAGUUUUGCUGUGAAAGUGAAGAUGGGGAUUGCUCCUUGUGAUAAACAUGGAUUGCCUAUGUCCCCUCCUCCAGCUAAGGAUUCAUCUCUAGAAAGUUCAAGUGAUAGCUCUGAUGAUAAUGACAAUAGUGGUGAUAAUGCCAGCCCCAACCGGGACCAUCAUGGUGGCACUAGUAAGGUUGUUCUUGGUGUUGCAAUUGGGCUAUCUUCAAUUGUAUUCUUGAUUAUCUUCUUGGUUUUAUUGUCAAAAUGUUGUAAAUGAGAGUAAGCAGUUUAAAUGGUUCAUUUUAGAUUAGGGAAAAGUUUGCUAAUUAUUGGAGGUGGGAUUUGUUUAAUUUACCAUAUAGUUACAUUCACAAAGAGAGAAAGAUCUAAUUUUGUGUAUGGCGAUUCCCUUUACAACUUUUAUCGCAGCAGAAAGCUCUAGUUUUGUGCUUUCUAUUGAGCCAUGGUUGAUUUUGGGGUGUGAGAUAAUGAUCAAAAGACAAAAGUGCACGAUUCUUUAUUUCUUAA
Molecule: messenger RNA, 1756 nt
Organism: Coffea eugenioides
Lineage: Eukaryota; Viridiplantae; Streptophyta; Magnoliopsida; Gentianales; Rubiaceae
Product: receptor-like protein 51
Exons: 1
Coding region: 72-1505 (477 amino acids)
Molecular function (GO): protein binding
Source: RefSeq, a predicted model, not a curated record